Daphnia pulicaria is the source of this 865-nucleotide messenger RNA. RefSeq names its product mitochondrial import inner membrane translocase subunit Tim22-like. The record is from RefSeq and is a predicted model, not a curated record. Gene Ontology annotation, biological process: protein insertion into mitochondrial inner membrane. Gene Ontology annotation, cellular component: TIM22 mitochondrial import inner membrane insertion complex. The transcript has 4 exons. Gene Ontology annotation, molecular function: transmembrane protein transporter activity. NCBI's taxonomy places the organism in Eukaryota, Metazoa, Arthropoda, Branchiopoda, Diplostraca, Daphniidae. Bases 274 to 825 code for a protein of 183 amino acids.
ACGUAAAAGCAUGGUAAAAGUGUCUUAUGCAAUGCAACACUGUACCAAGUUUUCAAAAAGCAGACGACGUUUCAAGCCGACUGUUGUGAAUUUGUGGUCGUCUUCCCUUCCGUACAUGUUUCUAAAAAGUAAAAAGAAGCAAAUCUCUAUUUUACCCUGUACAAGUUAUUUUUAAAACUUGUCUUCAUCCAGAUAAUUUGAUCAAAGUGAAUGUGCAUCUUUCUAAACUGAUCCAAACUGGUGCCUGGAAAACGUAACCACUUUUGACAGACCAUGGACGAAUCAACAACUUCUCCUGCUGGGUUCUCUCCUUACGAGAUGGAUUCCUUAAUGAAAUAUUUUGUCGGAAAUAACUGUAAAUAUCGAGAACAAAUCAUCAUCCCCAGGACAGUCGGUCCAAUUCACAUCAAAAGUAUUGAUGAGAAACGCGUAGAAGCAGCCUUCGAGUCAUGUGCUUUUAAAUCACUUGUAGCAAGUGUAAUGGGUUAUGGGUUGGGGGCUGCAUUGGGAUUGUUCAGUGCCAGUGUGAGUCCUAAUAUCACCGCCCCUGAUGCACCUCAACAGACAGCCAAAGAAAUCUUCAGAGAUUUGAAGUUUUCUACACUUAGCUAUGCCAAAAAUUUUGCUCUUGUUGGUCUUAUGUUUUCUGCAGUUGAGUGCACCAUUGAAUCUUAUCGCGGGAAAGCAGAUUGGAAGAAUGGAACCUAUGCUGGUGGAAUUACUGGAGGGCUGAUUGGUCUUAGAGCUGGACUUAAACCUGGAAUUGUAGGGGCACUAGGAUUUGCAGCAUUCUCUACUGCAAUAGACUACUACAUGAGACACUGACAAUACAGACAAAUAGUUGAAAUACAGUUUAUUACAAAUA